Messenger RNA from Stylophora pistillata, 946 nucleotides. RefSeq names its product CDGSH iron-sulfur domain-containing protein 2A. Gene Ontology annotation, biological process: regulation of autophagy. Gene Ontology annotation, cellular component: mitochondrial outer membrane; intracellular membrane-bounded organelle. Gene Ontology annotation, molecular function: 2 iron, 2 sulfur cluster binding. Lineage: Eukaryota; Metazoa; Cnidaria; Anthozoa; Scleractinia; Pocilloporidae. The record is from RefSeq and is a predicted model, not a curated record.
UCUGAACCAAAGUUCGGACCGCCCCAAUCAAAAAUUAUUGGAUCCUUCUCUUACGGUGCGACUAAGUAAUAUAUUCCGAACAAAAUAUCACGUGAUAGAAGCGCGUUACAAGAUGGAAGCCGUUUCACGUAUAAUCAAAGUGCAGCUACCAAACUAUCUCCGAUCUCUGCCGGUUCCUUCCACAUUUGGCGGAUUUUUAAAACUUUCGGGAAAGGAGUGGCGGCAGCUUGCACCGCUUUUACUUGCUCUAUCGCUGUUCAUUUAUCUCGUGAUUUUGCGGCUCACUCGGCGGUCAACAUCGAAGUCCAGUGGGAAGAGGACGCCUGAUCAAGACUGGGUCAACAAAACACUGCAAAAGGAUAAAGAGAAAGUUGCUGAUACGAUCCAGAUUGAAGAUUUAGCAGAGAAGGCGGCGUAUCACGCUUUCUGUCGGUGCUGGAAAUCGAAAAAGUUCCCAAGGUGUGAUGGCUCACAUACCAAGCACAACAAAGAAACAGGAGACAAUGUGGGGCCACUUGUACUGAAGAGAAAAAAGCCUCAACCGGCGGCAGCAACCACACCUUCAUCUUCACAGACUUCUUGAAAUUUUGCACCUAUAAACAAACACAUUUUAUGAGUUUAUACUGAGUGUAUUUGUGCCACAAGGAGAUUUUUGCACCAAGGACAUGAUGCACUUUCUGUAGCAGUUGAACUCUUCCAGAACUGUUAAGGUCUAGCAUUUCAAUGAAUAUUAGAACUAGGUAAAAUGGGUGAAGAAAAGAAAGAUUGAAGGUCAACUCCAACUCCCUUUUUGUUGUAAAAUGGAAAAAUUGGAGUACUCAUUUGUGCAAAAGGUAGAUAAUGAAUACCUGUAUUUACAUGUAACAUGCAGUUAAGAAUGAAAUUUGGUGUAUGGGUAUGUUAUAAGAAAUAAUUUGGAUAUAUCAACAAAGUUGAAAAUGGUAAA